AAAAAAAAAAAAAAAAAAAAAAAAAAAAAAAAAAGAAUCAAAGAAGCAAGAAAUCGAACGAUAUACCAAGUUCCCAAAUCGAUAAGGAAUGUGAUGGGUUUUGGGGGGUUUUCAAGAGGUGUUUGGAGAAGAGGACCAAAUAAUGCCAAAGAAACAAAGCCACGACUCGACCGAAAACGCUAAAACAACCUCUGGUUCGUCUAUAGACAGACAGAGGAGGAGGAGAAGAAGAAAGCCUCUGCGAGUCGGUUCUUUCCCCAGGACAGGCAGGCGCGUCGGGGAAGAUACUGGAUGAACUCUGGAUACCUGCCGAUACCCCUCCACGACAAGCCCACCUAUCUGCCCACCGUCCUGAACAAGGACAUACGUUGCGGCCGGCACCUUAGCAUUCCGACCUCGAGGUCCGAGACCUACCGUUUUCAGAUUAAACCCGAUACCGAGUCGAGCGAGCGUUGCGUUAGGAACUGAGCCACGAACGAGUAUCAGAGCUUAAUUUGUAUAUUCUUUUUGACAUUUGUUUUACUUUUGGAGGAAACCCAGUCGACUCGACGCCGUGCAAAUCCACUCUUCAUUAGGUACCUACCCAGAGUGACGGUACAAGGGGUAUUAUUAUUGAGAGGAGGAAAAGAGAAGGAAAGGAAAGAAUCACCUCGAAAAAGGGUCAACGAACAACCCCACCAUCCAACUCGCUACGGAUACAGCGCUGUGCGGGACCUGGUCCUCCCCCGGAACAGCUUUCCGGCAGCGGCUGAUUGGUCAGUAGCAGGGGUUGACUAGCGUUUUAGCGUAGUAUUUUGUCUCCCGGGUGGGCUGCAAAACUCAGUUUGCUAGUCGCAAUGUACUAUUGGGCAGCAGCCAGCCCCCCCUUUCAUCAGGGAGUGGGCAGCAACAGGAAGAACAACAACAACAACAACCGCCAGCCGCCGUCCAACUUGACGAGAGACUCUUCUUCCCAAAGCUCAGCUUCAUCACCGCCGCAGUCACAGCCUCUCGCAAGGUCCAGUUCGACAAGUCGGGCCGUCAAUCGGCGCCCGCUCUUGUUUGGCCACGCGAGGACAGCAUCCACCGACAGCAACACCCCCCAACGAGGAGGCGCUGACGGGGAAGCUGCCAGCGGUGACAGGGAGCGCCCCGCUCAUUCGAGCCGCUGGCACCACCACUUGCAUCUGAGGCGAACGGCGACGUCACCGGAAGCUGCGACAUCGACGCCAGAAAGCAGUGCCAAACAGUCUACGUCGACUGAGUCCGAUCAAAGCCUCUACUACUCAUCUCAAAAUUGGCCACUUCCCGCCGUCGACGCACCAGCAGCAACAGCCCCGCCCUGCGUUGACCGACACGUGCUAGCCGCAGCAGAAUCUGAUCCCGAUUCUACUCCCGCCUCUGCGCAACAACCACAUCGGCAGCUCCAAGAGCCACCGGAAUCCUCGGAUCGCUCAGCAUCGUCUUCAAAGUACCAGACCAAGGAACUGCAGAUCAACACCAAUUUGCAACCUGCGAACUCCGUCCCAAGGUUCGCGAGCGCACCAGCUACCGCCGAAUCAAACCCGGCUUUAGCUGUUGGCGUCGUCAAUAACAUCUCGCCCUCGAUAGCUGCUCUCGCUGCUGCCUCUGGAGCUUCUAUACCAUACGCUCUCGCCUCGCCUAGCAAAAGCUCCUUCAGUCAGCGAAUCUCACAACACAUUUCAGACAGACGAAGCCAAAAGCAACAGUCCUCGACGCAGGCGCCGUUGCCCCCAUUCAAUAAGACGUCAUCGACUCAGGCCCAACCCAAGUCGCACGAAACAAAUAGAAAACAUCAUUAUGCCGCCAUGCCACAUGGCACCUCAACAAAACAUAAACUCAACAUUAUACCCCUCUCACACACCACGGAUAGCCUCUCGAGCAACUCCGCCGCCACGUCUCUAAGUGGUCGCACCAGGAUGUCCUCGACGGAUCAUCACUCCGACGCCGAGGGCUCUCAGAAUCGCCGAAGUGUCCGCCCUCAGAGGUACUUUGUCAAUCGCAAUGGCAGAACAUACAUUGCGGACCCGACCGUCCUUUAUCCUCUGCCGGUCGACCUGCCAGAGCUCAACCGCCAGUCGCUGCGCACGCUCAUGAUGCUCAAGCUCUUUGGCAGGCCGAUAUGCUCGCCCGUAUUCCGUGACCGCCCACCCGUCCGCGUGCUGGACAUUGGCUGCGGAUCUGGCUUUUGGAGUAUGAAGUGCCACCAAUACUGGUCCAAGAGGGGUCAUCCAAACGUCCAAUUUACCGGCCUCGACAUUGUACCCAUCGGCGGCGGCGGCGCCUCUUCCAGCAGCAGCCGCAGCGGCGGCGGCGGCAGCGACAGUCUUGACAUCCCUCCGCGACCUGAUAAGGACAUGAAGUGGCGUUUCGUCCAGCAUGACUUGCGCAAGACCCCCUACCCGUUUGCAGACAACGAGUUCGACCUUGUUAUGUUACAAAGCGUCACUAUGUCGGCGCCGCAGAGCGUAGGCGACGACGUCAUGGACGAGGUGAUGCGCAUUUUGCGUCCCGGCGGCGUCGUUGAGUUUUGGGAGGCCGACUACAUUGUCCGCAUGCUGCGGCCCCACGUCCCCACCACAGCAUUAGGCUCCGGGUCGGGCAAGCAGGCUGCCGAAGAUGACUCUGAGGGCUCUGAAGAUGACUCGGAUGAGGACGAGGACUCAGAUGAUAGCUCAUCGGAAGAGGACCCGGAUAGAGCGGCGGCGUCGCUGGGUGCCUAUGUCAUGACGGCCAACACACCCAUGUCAUCGCCGCUCAACAAUUACCUGGUCGAAUAUAACAGCUGGGUGACCAAGGCGCUUGACGCGCGGUCGCUCAGCCCGGUGCCUUGCACCAUCAUCAACCCCCUUCUGCUGCAGGAGGAAGGCCUCGUGGGGAUCGGGUCCAAGAGGCUGGCAGUUCCACUUUCAGAGGUCAAGUGGGAGCGCGAAGGUGUCGGCGGUGUGGUGACCAAGGAUGGUAAAAGCUACGUCAAGGGCCUGCGGGGUGAGGGCGGCGGUGCUGCCAACAACAACGACAGCAGCAGCACGACCAGCGCCGGCGGCAAGGGCAAGGCGCUGUCGGCAAACCAGGCGGCGCUGCGUAGGACGGCGUUGCUGACGGUUGUGCAGUUGAUCCAGAGCCUCGAACCGGUGCUGAGGGAAGUGAGCGGAAAGAGUCAGGACGAGUGGGACGGGUGGCUCGGCAAGAUGAUGAACGACCUGCUAAAGGAGAACGGUACAAGCUGGGGUGAAUGUCUCGAGUUGGGGGCUUGGUGGGCCAGAAAGAGAAAGUAGGAUGAGGAUUUCCAAGGUGUUGUAGGCGGUCCUUUGUAGUCGUUUACGCCAUCCCUCUCUUUUUGGAUGUUUGUUCUUUUAGCUCGUUUUCUUCAGACAAUGUUACGAGACAGGCACAGGCGGCAUGCGGCGUUUUUAUGAACUCAGUUGUUUUGUUCAUUCCAGUUUUUGAUUGUUAUGAUUUUUUGAUCUAUGUCUUUCAGAAUAUGAAGC
This is a messenger RNA of Pyricularia oryzae 70-15, 3491 nucleotides long. Its product is annotated as SAM binding domain-containing protein containing protein. Gene Ontology annotation, molecular function: S-adenosylmethionine-dependent methyltransferase activity. The transcript is spliced from 2 exons. The record is from RefSeq and is a predicted model, not a curated record. The coding region runs from base 837 to 3278 and encodes 813 amino acids. Lineage: Eukaryota; Fungi; Ascomycota; Sordariomycetes; Magnaporthales; Pyriculariaceae.